This is a messenger RNA of Pyrus x bretschneideri (Chinese white pear), 592 nucleotides long. RefSeq names its product heat shock factor-binding protein-like. Gene Ontology annotation, cellular component: cytosol; nucleus. Gene Ontology annotation, biological process: cellular heat acclimation. Gene Ontology annotation, molecular function: transcription corepressor activity. NCBI's taxonomy places the organism in Eukaryota, Viridiplantae, Streptophyta, Magnoliopsida, Rosales, Rosaceae. The record is from RefSeq and is a predicted model, not a curated record. The coding region runs from base 151 to 417 and encodes 88 amino acids. The transcript is spliced from 5 exons.
GAUAGCUUCACAAGGCUUGUGCUCCAGUUCCCCUCCUCUUCCAAGUUGCAACCAAAUACCGCACACAAUAUACACACCUUUCUCUUGUACUCGCUGCACUGCACUGCACAACCGAGGGUCUCCAAAACCUUCGCAACAGAGCCUUCGAACAUGGAUGAUACAGAUGACCCAAAACAAAGCACUGCUGAUAUGACUGCUUUUGUACAAAAUCUUCUUCAACAGAUGCAAUCCAGGUUCCAGACAAUGUCCGACUCCAUCAUUACAAAGAUUGAUGAGAUGGGCGGCAGGAUCGACGAGCUGGAGCAGAGCAUCAAUGACCUCAGAGCUGAGAUUGGAGUGGAAGGAUCACCAUCUCCUUCAGCCUCGUUGAAGCCAAAUAUAGAGCCCAAGCCAGCGGAUGAUUCAGCCAAGGAGUAACUAUGUCAUGCUGUGUUAGUACUUGUUUUAAUCGAUAGGAUGUGUUUACCGCCUGAUUUUGAGUGUUCGAUUUGUUGUUUUUGGUUCGAAACUAUCCUGUAUGGAUUAUAUCUCGGAGCAGAUCUAUACUCCAUGGAUUUCUGAACAUGACCAAAUUUGAUUCUCAUUUUCUGUC